Messenger RNA from Solanum dulcamara, 1384 nucleotides. RefSeq lists its product as uncharacterized. The transcript is spliced from 3 exons. Lineage: Eukaryota; Viridiplantae; Streptophyta; Magnoliopsida; Solanales; Solanaceae. Gene Ontology annotation, cellular component: nucleus. Bases 179 to 1120 code for a protein of 313 amino acids. The record is from RefSeq and is a predicted model, not a curated record. Gene Ontology annotation, molecular function: polyubiquitin modification-dependent protein binding.
GGUUGCAUAUCGAUAAAAAGCAUUUCCGUCUCAAAAUCGGAUAAUUUUUUUCUUGGCAAGUUAAGGGUUUCAAAUUGGAUUUGGUACCACCGCAAUCCACUUGCUUGACCUAGUUUUGUCAGCAAGUACGCCGGCGCCGGCGAUCUCAGAUAAUCAUUUCUCGGUGUCAUCGGAAAUUAUGGACGAUCUCCCUAUACACAAGAUUCAAAUCUCCGGUACCUCUCUAGCCUCUGUCCUCCACCGUUUCUUCUCAUCCUCCGGUGACAUCCACGGUCUACUCUUCGGCCAUGUGUCAUUCUCCACCACCAUCUCUCUCUCCGAUGACCUCACGUCCAAUUUCUCCACCGUAACCACCGCGGACUCCGCCUCAUGUUCCGCCGCCGAUGGCCCAACUCUUACCGCCACUAUCACCGAUUUCCUCUCCAUCCCUUCCCACUUUCCCCUCCCUUUACAGCAUAAACACCGUGAGGACCCUUGCUCCGUCCUUCUAGGGUGGUUUUCCGGUCGCAGGAAAACCCCUUUGAGACCCUCUUUGAAGGAUUCUACUACUACCCUUUAUCUGUCUUCCUCUGCUUCUCACUCUUUUACUCCUCAAAAUUCUCCGUAUCAACUUUCUCUGCCACCAUCUCUGUUCCUUCUGUUAUCGACGCCGUUUCAGGAACAACUGAUUCAUACCCAUGAGUACAAAGUUUUCCAAUACCGAAUUUCCACUGAUUCAUUCGACCCCAAAAGUCUAGAUAUUAUCAAUAUCGGUCCAUCGUUUCGAUCCCAUUAUGGUUCUUUCAGUCCUAUUUCCCCAUUCCCUUCAAUGACAUGUGACUUGAGGGGACCUAAUGCAAUGGCAGAGGAUGAAAAGGUGGAAACCUUGGUUGGUAUUAAGAGGGGUUUGAAGGAUCAGAAGGAAUUGGAUUUGUGUGCUGAGGGUUUUGAAAUUGGGAGAUUGAGCAAGUUGAUGGGCUCAGAUUCGUCAAAUUAUACUGCUGAAUUGGAGCAUUUAUAUGAUAAAAUGCUUCUUAAACUUGAUAGUUUGGCUAGAUUGGUGGAAAAGAGCUCUGCGAAGGUUCUUGAACAGGAAAACCAUAAUAUGAAAUUAAGGUACAAAGUUGCAGGCUUGGAAUGAACUUUGAUAAUUCACUCGGAAUUUCUCCUUUUGUAAGAUACUGAUUAAGACUACAGGUACUGAUGAAGCCUUUAAAUAGAAUUGGUGUUUGUAGGUGUGUGCAGUUUUGAUGAACUGAGUUGAAGAUCGUCACUACUUUUUCUGCCAUUCCUCAAUGUAUUUCUAGCUAUGUAAGUUUUACCUCGUUUGUAUUAAAAGACGGCCUUCUUUGUUCAUAUUCCCCAAUUGGUUAAAAUUUUUGCUUAGUUUUGGAUUGAAUCUCCA